Messenger RNA from Dichomitus squalens LYAD-421 SS1, 1059 nucleotides. RefSeq lists its product as uncharacterized. The transcript is spliced from 2 exons. The record is from RefSeq and is a predicted model, not a curated record. The coding region runs from base 1 to 1059 and encodes 352 amino acids. Lineage: Eukaryota; Fungi; Basidiomycota; Agaricomycetes; Polyporales; Polyporaceae.
AUGGCACAGCUGGCCAACUCGACCACCGGAGCCAACAGUCUGAAGGCUGUCCAGAAGCCCUCCCCCUUCAAAGGUGAACAAGGAGGUGAGGCACGGUGUUUCCUGGCCGCAUUCACCCUUUGGGCCAUGUCCCAAGGUUUGACACUCAACCACAUCGAUGCCAUGGGCAACGCGAUCGGUGCGCACGACGACCAGUGGAUUUGGGCGGUCCUCUCGUUCAUGCAGGACAGUGCGGCUCUCUGGGCCACUCCGGCGAUGGAGGAGAUCACGCAGGGCACCACCCCAUUCAAAGGCUCGUGGACAGAAUUUCGCACCCAGUUUAAGGCCCGUUUUGAAACCGUGGAUGAGGCCGUGGACGCAAAGGAACGUCUCCGUACGCUAUGGCAAGGCACCAUGACUGUUCCGGAGUACGCCGCACGGUUCAAUGAGGUCUCCACCCGCACCGGCUACUCCAAGGCAGACCUCCGCGACCGCUUUUACGAACACCUUGCGGACUCCAUCAAGGACGAGCUGGUGCACACGGCAAGGCCAAUUGCGUCCCUGGAAGAUCUCAUCACCAUCUCCUCGGACAUUGAUGUCCGUGUCCGCCAACGCUGUUGUCACAGCCGACGAGCUCGCAGACGCACCAUGACCACCGCCACUGCCACCAAACCAACAGCCCCGCUGCACACCACACCCUUCACAUCGCCGACCAGAAACCCGAACGCGAUGGACAUUGACGCCACUUGCACGCGCGAAGAGUUCAACCGCCUCAUGCGCGGCAAGUGCUACAGUUGCGGGUCUACGGUGCACGUCAAGAAGGACGGGGGCCACGACCAGGACGUCUGUAACUACUGUUGCCGUGUAGGGCACCGCGAGACGGUAUGCAUGGACAAGUUCCUGAAGAAGCCCCGAUCGCAGAAGCUCGCUGCAACGGAGGAGGGACCCGAGGAACCCCAGGUCGCAGCGUCGACGUCGUCGUCCACAGACGCUGGAGCGACCAACACCCUCAUCGCCCAGCUCAUGGAGCAGCAGAAGGCCCUCACGGAUCAGCUUGCUUCCCUCCAGAAGUCUUUUUAG